AUGGGCCUCGGAAAGAGGGCCAACCAGGUCAACAUCAUCGAUUUUGGGCUGGCUAAGAAAUACAGGGACCCGCGCACCCAUGUUCAUAUUCCUUAUGUCGAGAACAAGAACCUGACGGGCACCGCGCGCUACGCGAGUGUCAACACGCACCUGGGCAUUGAGCAGUCGCGGCGGGACGACCUGGAGAGCCUGGGGUACGUGUUCAUGUACUUUCUCAGGGGCAGCCUGCCCUGGCAGGGCCUGCAGGCGGCCACCAAGAAGCAGAAGUACGAGAAGAUCAGCGACAAGAAGAUGCGAACGCCCUUCGAGUCGCUGUGCAAGGGCUUCCCGCGCGAGUUUGUCCUCUACUUCCAGAACGUCAGGUCUCUGCGUUUUGACGAGAAGCCGGACUACGCCUUCCUGCGGCGCAUGCUGCGGGACCUCUUCGCCAAGGAGGGCUGGAACUGGGACUAUGUGUUCGACUGGUGA
Messenger RNA from Monoraphidium neglectum, 468 nucleotides. RefSeq lists its product as hypothetical. The coding region runs from base 1 to 468 and encodes 155 amino acids. The record is from RefSeq and is a predicted model, not a curated record. The transcript is spliced from 5 exons. Gene Ontology annotation, biological process: peptidyl-serine phosphorylation; signal transduction; endocytosis. Gene Ontology annotation, cellular component: cytoplasm; nucleus. Gene Ontology annotation, molecular function: protein serine/threonine kinase activity; ATP binding. Lineage: Eukaryota; Viridiplantae; Chlorophyta; Chlorophyceae; Sphaeropleales; Selenastraceae.